This is a messenger RNA of Solanum verrucosum, 886 nucleotides long. RefSeq lists its product as uncharacterized. The coding region runs from base 43 to 810 and encodes 255 amino acids. The record is from RefSeq and is a predicted model, not a curated record. The transcript has 4 exons. NCBI's taxonomy places the organism in Eukaryota, Viridiplantae, Streptophyta, Magnoliopsida, Solanales, Solanaceae.
CAGUAUUUUCCUAACAAGCAAAAUGCCGAGCCUUGUUCCGCCAUGAAAGGUCUCCGUAAUAAUUACGGAAACCUUUCAUGUAAUCUCCUUCAUCAUCUGUCCCAUACACAAUCAAAAAUAAACUUUUACAUGUCAAUGAUGCAUCGAAUUCCAAUCGUGUUAAUUUUCUGUACCUCACUUUUUCUCAGAUUGCUCCCAGGAUUAGUUAGAGCUGCAAUUGUUACACUUGAUUCGAUUGAAAUAUAUAAGAAACAUGAAAUCUUCGGAUCAAAACCAACAGUAUUUUUUCGGUGUAAGGGGGAAAACUGGACAAUUCUGCCAGAUGUGAAGAAAAAACAUGUUUUGUAUAUAUUCAAGGGCGAAGAGUCUUGGCAGCCUUUGACAGAGCUUACAGAUAAAAAGUGCAAACGAUGCGGGAUCUAUGAGAAGGACACGAUAAAGCCUGACGAUACGUUUGAUGAAUGGGAGUUAUGUCCUUCUGAUUUCACUAGUCCUCAUGGGAAGUAUAGUCAUUACAUAAAGAAAGAGUUCAAAGCCACAUUUUUGUGUCCAGAGUGUAUCCACCAUCGCGAUGCUUCACAUCACUCAUCUGGCUCACAAAAAGGCGGAAAGAGAUCAAUGCACUGGGCUUUCAUGCUUCUCAUCGGUGCUUCAGUGUUGAUUGUUUUAGUUAUUGGAGCAGUUAUUACCUACAAAUGUUGGAAGCAAAAAAAGAGGCAGAACGAGCAAGCUCGUUUCUUGAAGCUGUUUGAAGAGGACGAUGACAUAGAUGACGAACUAGGCAUUGGGCCACUUAGUCAUGUUAUUUAGGAAACUAGUACUAUCAUUUUUCACGUCUCAACAUAUGCGUACAUGCUUGACGUAGUUGUAUAGUAGAACUUAAAUG